Messenger RNA from Arabidopsis arenosa, 605 nucleotides. The record is from the annotation of a GenBank genome assembly. NCBI's taxonomy places the organism in Eukaryota, Viridiplantae, Streptophyta, Magnoliopsida, Brassicales, Brassicaceae.
CUUGUCCAAAAGCAGAUCCAACCACAGCCCCAAAAGAAGCAUGAUGGAGCCUCAGCCUCAUCAACUGCUCAUGGAUUGGAACAAAGCUAAUGAUCUUAUCACACAAGAACACGCAGCUUUUCUCCAUGAUCCUCAUCUCAUGUUAGAUCCACCUCCCGAAACCCUAAUUCACUUGGAAGAAGACGAAGAGUACGAUGAAGACAUGGAUGCGAUGAAGGAGAUGCAGUACAUGAUCGCCGUCAUGCAGCCCGUAGACAUCGACCCUGCCACCGUCCCUAAACCGAACCGCCGUAACGUAAAGAUAAGCGACGAUCCCCAGACGGUGGUGGCUCGUCGGCGUCGGGAAAGGAUCAGCGAGAAGAUCCGAAUUCUGAAGAGGAUCGUGCCUGGCGGUGCAAAGAUGGACACAGCUUCGAUGCUAGACGAAGCCAUCCGUUACACCAAGUUCUUGAAACGGCAGGUGAGGAUUCUUCAGCCUCACUCUCAGAUUGGAGCUCCUAUGGCUGAUCCCUCUUACCUGUGUUAUUACCACAACUCCCAACCCUGAUGAACUACGCAGAAGCUCGCUAGCUAGACAUGUGGUGUCGUUACCUCAACCUUUUUCA